Molecule: messenger RNA, 630 nt
Organism: Trichomonas vaginalis G3
Lineage: Eukaryota; Parabasalia; Trichomonadida; Trichomonadidae
Product: DNA/RNA polymerase superfamily
Exons: 1
Source: RefSeq, a predicted model, not a curated record
AUGCUUCAUAAUCUUUCUUUAUCAUCGAAUGCAUCAAUGAUUCGUUACGCGUUAGCAUAUAAGAACUUCAAUCCUAACGAAACAUAUCCAGAAGAAGAAAAUGUGGAAUCAAGUUUUGAAUUAACAAAAAAGUAUUGGAAAUAUAAAAUUGAUUCAUAUAAGAAACAAGAUGAAAAGGCGAAAAGAGAUACCAAAAACAAUGUUUCAAUGGAUGAUUUUCAAUACUAUCAUGAUUUAAUCCUUUCAUCUAAAUGCAAAAUGUGUGGUAAAGCGUUUACAUAUGCAAAUAAACCAACAUUGGAUAGAAUCGAUAAUGAAAAACCACAUACCAAAGAAAAUUGUCAGUUAAUGUGUUGUUAUUGCAAUGUCGUAAAAUCAAAUAAAGAUGAAGAUGUUCAACGUUUAAGAAUCAAUUUAAGAAAUUAUGUAUUAAAAAAUAAUUUACCAAUGACUUUAGAUUCAGUUGAAGCUUAUCACAUUCUCCGUAAUGGAAUUACUGGUGGUCUAUCAAAUGUUCAACAUCGUGUUAAUCUUAAAGGAAUCACGCACAUUAAUAAACUUUCAUAUAGUCCAGAAACUAAAACUGUAUCAAAUGAGGACACCACCAACAUUAUGACUCAUUUCGUUGGA